Molecule: messenger RNA, 996 nt
Organism: Penicillium taxi
Lineage: Eukaryota; Fungi; Ascomycota; Eurotiomycetes; Eurotiales; Aspergillaceae
Gene: pex20
Product: protein pex20
Exons: 3
Coding region: 1-996 (331 amino acids)
Source: RefSeq, a predicted model, not a curated record
AUGGCUGAUGCACUAUGCGGUCCAUCCAACGCUCUUCAAAACGCUCAGAAGCAUGCAUCGGUCGAUAGAACCAUUCAACAGGACCGCUUGAUAUCAAGGCAACCACCGGCACAAGGAUUUCGAUCGCAAAGUCCGCGCGAUGGAAUACUUGAUCCCGAAUUUGCAGCCUUCGAAACAAAUCUUGGUGGACAGCCAAUACCAGAUAUUCGGAGCCCAGCUCACUUUGGCGCACCAGCACAUCUUACAACUUCGGCACAUCCCGCUCCUCACUGGGCCUCGGACUUCCAGAAUUUACAUAUCUCUACUCCCCCGCUAUCGCAGCAACAAACACCGCCCGUUGCGCAAGCUCAGGGAGGAUGGCAUAAUGAAUUUAAAAAUCAAUGGCAGCAUCAGCAGCACCAACAAGUGCCGAUGCAACCUCAACAACCUCAGCAGCGAACGAUAAACCGCGGAUUUCAACCGGGAUAUUCAAUGCACAAUACUUCGAUGAAUAUGUACCAAGCGCCGCUUGAGGCCCCAUCAGGUCAACUUGCAUCGACUGAGCAGUUCGAUGAUGCUGCAUUUGAAGCUGCAUUUGCACAGGCUGGGGCAGAUCUAGAACUACAGGAAUCCAAUACCGCCUCGGCAGUUGCGGCAGUUGCGGCAGUUGAAGAAGCUACUCUUGAUACGCAUCAGGCCGAACCUAUAGAGGCAGUUUCCGAAGACAUUCGAAUUGGGUCAGACCUUAUCCUACCGAUGAAUCAUGACGCAAAUGUUCUUGCGGAGGUGGCUGGUAAACUUCUCGAAAAAGUUAGCCACGAACAAAGCCAAAAAUUUCAACAAAGCAAUUUCCUUGCUUUGAUGCGGCGAAUCCGUGAUCGUGAGAUUGAAGUGGAAGGAGAAGAGUUUCGCGAAACGAAACAGUCUCUUCAUCCUGGUGGAAAAUACUACCCCAGUCGAUCUCCUCCCCUGGAAUCGUCCAAAUCCCCGGGCAUUAAUAGUAUGAAAUCCUCUUAG